Molecule: messenger RNA, 1392 nt
Organism: Ictalurus furcatus (blue catfish)
Lineage: Eukaryota; Metazoa; Chordata; Actinopteri; Siluriformes; Ictaluridae
Exons: 4
Coding region: 1-1392 (463 amino acids)
Source: RefSeq, a predicted model, not a curated record
AUGGCUAACGAGUGUAACGUUAGCUUAAAAGCGUAUUUUCCAAACCAAAAUAAAAAGAAAAGGAUGCACGAUCCAACGAAUGUCUUCAGUGUCAUUCCGUCAUGGAACAGAGAGUUUGUGUGCCUGAUUGGUCUGGAAGAGGUGGUCCUGUUUCGUUUUGAGAGGCUGGACAAGACUGUAUUCACUGCACCUAACAAACAUAGAACCAGGGGGAGGCCGAAGAAGAUUCCUAUACCCGCUGUUGUGCCAGCAACUCUUCCCAAAGAUCCAUACACCUGUGUGAAGUGCAACACCGAUGUCUCUUGUUCAUGGAAAUUUGAUGUGAACUGUUCCAUCCUGUGUCAUUCUUGUGUUAAGUGCAGUUGGAGGAAAUAUCACUGGCUCUCCAGUGGACCAACAGAGACCAUUAUCAAAUCAAAUUCUAACAACUCUUCCAUUCUCACCUCAUCCAGUAAUGCUGUGUGGAAUGAGCCCCAGUCUUUGAAAGAAACAGCCUUCCCUUUGCAACAUUCCUCUCGUUCAAUCCCUCAAGAGUGUGAUCAGCAGGUCCUCAAGAACUCCUUAUCUUCCUCUUCCAAUUUUCACCCUGAUUCACCUUCCUGCUUGUGCUCUCCUCUUUCCUCAGAUCUUUCCUCCUCCCCGCCUGACUAUUGCUCUGAUACAUCGCAUUGGUCCUCAUCCAUUUCCUCAGAUCACUGCUUCUCUUCUGAUUCCUCAUCUUCCUGUGGUCUGUCCUCCUGUGGUCUUUGUAAUGGCUCUUCAUCUUCGUGUCUCCCCUCUUCCUCAGAUCUUAGCUCCUCUUCUUCAUCCAUGACCCCAUCAGCUUCUGGUUCUCCACCAAAAAAUUCAAGUAAAUGGGUCUUGCAGAAGGUUAAAACGCCUUACUGGAUGGAGACUCCACUUGCCAGGGCUUUAUUUAAAGAUGACAAGGCUGAGAAAAAAAAGGAGAAAGAGAAGGAAGAACAAUUGACAAAGUCAAAAUGCAAAGAAGAGAAGACUGGGAAGAUGGCCGCCUUAAGUGUACCUUCAUUGUCAUCAAAUCAGCAGAUCCUGCCAAAGACUCGAUCUGCACUCCCUGACUCAGAACAGUCAUCGUCACCAUUGCUCAGGUUCAGCUCCUACACGCGCAUCCUUCUUAUCCCAAACUAUGUUGUCCAGCAACCAGGGAAAGACCAAACCUCAGGAGAAGUGGGAAGCAGCUCCAAAUCAGAAGCCAAAAACCUCCAUGGGGUCUCAUGGCAGCCAUCCAUCCUGCUCUUAGUCUUCUUCUUCUUCUUCUUCAUUGGCCAAACUGAGAAAGUGAACCAGCAGGUUCUGGUGUCACCGAAUAUGAAAAUUUACACUACAAAGAUCAGGUCAACUCCUAAUGGGAAGCCUUGUGACCCCAAGUGA